CAUUCCUCUCUCCCUCCAAUCUGAACCCCUAAACCAUUUCUUCUUCUUCUUCUUCUUCACUGACCCUUUCCAGCGGGGACUUCGUUUCUCUCUACUUGCUCAUAGCCAUUUCUGUUCCCUUUGAAGAUUGAAUCACUUCCUCGAUUCUUCAUCGAGGCCGUCAGCCUCCGAUUUUGCUGGAAAUCUGGCUCGGUCCACCUCGUUGAGGCAAAUCGUCGAGCUCCUUGAGGACGUCUCUUGAUCUAUGCGAUGGAGUGCGCUGCUAUCUGUUCCACGCUUCCAUUGUUCUCUCGCCGCCCACGGAAAUCCGCUUAUUCAGUAGCUUCAGGUGUCUCCGCAGCCGCAUUUCGGGGGAUUCCGGAUGAAGAUAUCGGGAGAUUGUUUCUCCGUCAUGGCUGGCGUAGGCUGAAUCGAAUUGAGAGCCCCGUGCGAGUCAGGGCCGCACAGAAAAGCUCCCGAGAGGAUGCUGGCAGUGAGGAAUCGGAUAAUGCUUUGGAGAAGGCUGUUGAAAAGAGCAAGAAGGUUUUAACUUUGCAAAAGGACCUACUUCAGCAGAUUGCCAAGAGAAAGGAAUUAGUAUCUUCAAUAAAAACUAGCCUGCUUGACCCAAAAAGUAGUCUAGAUGAUUGGGAGGACAGUUUUGCAGACAAUGAUAAAGAGUAUGAUGGAUUAUUAUCUACUUCGAGUGCUCAAUCAGCGCAUGGCUUGGAAGAAUAUCCACAGUCUGUUCCAAGUGAACAUUUUGUUGAAAAUGAUAAAGUAGGUAAAAAGAACCUACCUUUAACAACGACUACCUUGAACAAAGGUUCAGACAAGAUACUCCGAAAAAGAAACCCAAAGAGUGUAGAAUCUAAUGUAAAACCAGCUUCACUAUCAAAUUUGUCUUCGAGUUUAAGUCAAUCAACUUCUUCAACUACAAAAACUGCCCCUGGGACUGUGAACUCCAGUAAUAUUGCAGUACUGGAUUUGGAUUCUCAAACAAAUUUGAAACCGUCUUCAAGAGAGAUACCAUUGACUGAUGUUCCAUCCUCAAAGGCAUCUGCAUCUGCUAGUGAACAUGAGAAAAGAGAUCUUAGUGUUUCAUGUUCAAAGGAAAUAGGUGAUGGGACCGGAGAUCCUUCAGGUGUAGCCUUGAAGCCGCCUCCACUGGCAGGGGCCAAUGUUAUGAACAUAAUAUUAGUUUCUGCAGAGUGCGCUCCUUGGUCUAAAACAGGUGGGCUAGGAGAUGUUGCUGGAGCACUACCCAAGGCUUUGGCUCGGCGUGGACACAGAGUCAUGGUUGUGACACCUCUCUAUGGAAACUAUGGUGAACCUCAACAUGCAGGAGUUCGAAAAAUGUACAAGGUUGAUGGCCAGGACAUGGAAGUGAAUUAUUUUCAAGCCUACAUUGAUGGUGUGGAUUUUGUGUUCAUUGAUAGUCCAAUCUUACGGCAUAUCGAGAACAACAUAUAUGGAGGAAACAGUAUGGACGUUUUGAAACGCAUGGUCUUAUUUUGCAAAGCUGCUGUUGAGGUUCCAUGGCAUGUUCCUUGCGGUGGUGUUUGCUAUGGAGAUGGGAAUUUGGUGUUCAUUGCAAAUGAUUGGCAUACUGCAUUACUGCCAGUCUAUCUGAAAGCAUAUUACCGUGACAACGGACUAAUGAAAUUCACUAGAUCUGUUCUUGUCAUUCAUAACAUAGCUCACCAGGGUCGAGGGCCUAUGGAUAAUUUUUCAUAUGUGGGCCUACCAAGUGAAUACGCAGAACUUUUCAGGCUCUACGAUCCAUUAGGAGGCGAACAUUUCAACAUAUUUGCAGCAGGUCUGAAGACAGCUGACCGUGUGGUCACAGUGAGCCAUGGAUAUGCCUGGGAACUUAAAACUCCAGAAGGUGGAUGGGGUUUGAACGGUCUAAUAAAUGAGAAUGAUUGGAAACUGCAGGGGAUUGUCAAUGGCAUAGAUACUAAAGAGUGGAAUCCCCAAUUGGACUGUCACUUAAAAUCUGAUGGCUAUGUAAACUACUCCCUGGACACAUUGCAGUCCGGCAAAUCUCAGUGCAAGGCAGCAUUGCAAAGGGAGCUCAAUUUGCCCGUCCGAAACGAUGUCCCUUUAAUAGGUUUCAUUGGGAGGCUUGACCACCAAAAAGGAGUCGAUCUGAUAGCUGAGGCAAUUCCUUGGAUGAUGGGUCAAGACGUGCAGCUGGUCAUGCUAGGCACAGGAAGGCCUGACCUUGAAGAGAUGCUCAGGCAGUUUGAGAAUCAAUACGGCAGGGACAAGGUCAGGGGAUGGGUUGGUUUUUCAGUAAAGACAGCACACCGGAUAACUGCUGGUGCAGACAUUCUACUGAUGCCAUCAAGGUUCGAGCCUUGUGGGCUUAACCAGCUCUAUGCUAUGAGCUAUGGGACGAUUCCAGUCGUCCAUGCUGUGGGAGGUCUUAGAGACACAGUGCAGCCCUUUGAUCCGUUCAAUGAUUCGGGCUAUGGAUGGACGUUCCAAAGAGCUGAGGCUAACCAGCUGAUUGAUGCUCUGGGCAACUGUUUAUUAACAUACCGCCAGUACAAGCAGAGUUGGGAGGGGCUCCAGAGGCGUGGCAUGAUGCAAGACUUGAGCUGGGAUCACGCUGCCGCCAAGUACGAGGAAGUUCUUGUCGCUGCUAAGUAUCAAUGGUGAUAUCAGAUAUCAGUCUAACUAUCAUUUGGCCAGGAGUGACUUCCAUCGCCUCUAGCCAGUCACUGCUUUGUAUUUUGUGAUAUAGGCUCCUUUAGAUGUCUGAAUUGACAUCAAAUUUAUCUUUUCUUGUAAUAUAAUCCCUCCAUCCACAAAGAACUUCACACUUUUUUUUAUGAGUUUGGUACAAACGACAUUGGCAACCAGUGUUAUCCCAGGAUGACACUAGUCAAUUUCAGCACCCCGGGGUGCUCCGUUUUACCCCGAAGUAGUUCUUACUCCUACCAACCCCCCAUAAAACCUCGCACCGUAACCCGCCCCUUGCCCAUCCGCCCAUUACUCAUUCGGAGAUUUCCAAAAAAAGUAAGAAAUCUACCUUAUUUAA
Messenger RNA from Cuscuta campestris, 3028 nucleotides. NCBI's taxonomy places the organism in Eukaryota, Viridiplantae, Streptophyta, Magnoliopsida, Solanales, Convolvulaceae. The record is from the annotation of a GenBank genome assembly.